GAAUAGUUGUUAACGUCUGACGAUUGCAUUUUGAUGAAAAUUUUCAGUGAUCUGUAUCCAAGAUUGAUUUCUCAGCCGUAAUUUGUUGUAAACAACACGGAGGAGUGUCCAUUUACGCGUGUUGUGAUUGGUUCGAUUCGGCGUGUCUGUUAUUGCUGAUGUUUUGUGGCACGAUAUAUAGGCUGCGUGGUUCAUAGUCAAAAAGAUUGGGAGUGUACAUCAUAUAAUCAUUCGAUUAGUACUUUUUUUAUACAUAUAAAGCUAUACAUAAAGGUCAUGUGGAAGGCUUUCGGAGGAAAGAAUCUCAAAACUUUAUGUCUAAAAAAACAAUGGCUGAAAAUCUCUUCUGUCAGGUCAGCUAGUUCUUGUUUAGCCAUAAGACGAGAGGAUGUUAAUCUCUGGGAACGGAGGGCCCCUUUGGCCCCCUCUCACGUAAGGCAGCUCACUAAAGAGGGUGUUAAGGUGUUACUGCAACCAUCCAACAGGAGAGCUUACCCCACUAAGGAAUAUGAAAAUGCUGGGGCAAUAAGUCAGGAAGAUAUCUCAGAAGCUGACCUAAUUCUGGGAGUCAAGCAGGUGCCCAUUGACAAACUGAUACCCAACAAGACCUACGUCUUUUUCUCCCAUACCAUCAAGGCCCAAGAGGACAACAUGCCUUUGCUGGAUGCUCUCUUAGAAAAAAACAUCCGUCUCAUUGAUUAUGAAAAAAUGCUGAACAAAGAUGGACUUCGUUUGGUUGCAUUUGGCAAGUAUGCAGGUGUCGCUGGGAUGUUGAACAUUCUCCAUGGAUUGGGAUUCCGUCUGCUCGCCCUUGGGCACCACACACCUUUUAUGCACAUUAGCCCACCCCACCACUACCGUAACAGUGGCAGUGCAAGGCAAGCCAUCAGGGAUGCUGGCUAUGAGAUAGCACUAGGUCUGAUGCCCAAGUCCAUUGGGCCUUUGACAUUUGUGUUCACUGGGUCUGGCAAUGUCUCGCAGGGCGCGCAGGAAGUCUUCAGAGAGCUGCCCCAUGAAUACGUCUCCCCUGAGGCUCUGCCAAAGGUAGCUAAACAUGGAGCCACAAAUAAGGUGUAUGGUUGUGAAGUCAAUAUGUGGGACCAUCUGGUCAGGAAAGAAGGUGGGAAAUUUGACAUGGAGGAAUUCCUCAAACAUCCUGAAAGAUAUGGAUCCAAUUUUGCAAAAAAGAUUGCUCCCUAUGCCUCAAUUAUCGUCAAUGGAAUCUACUGGGACAACACUCAGCCUCGUUUGAUCACCAUUCCCGACGCCAAGACAUUACUCAAGCCCACCUCGUUGCCAUGGUUACCAAAUGUUGUCGGUUGCCCACAGCUGCCACACCAUCUAUUGGCAAUUUGUGAUAUUUCCGCAGACAGGGACGGCUCUAUUGAAUUUGUGAGUGAGUGCACGACAAUUGACAGGCCCUUUGUGCUGUAUGAUGCAGACCAGAAUACUGAAAGAGAAAGUUUCCAUGGUCCCGGUGUUUUGGUUUGUUCCAUUGAUAACAUGCCUGCACAGAUUCCAAAUGAGUCUACAGAUUUCUUUGGUUCACUGUUGUUUCCCUACAUUCAUGAUAUGCUCAGUUCCAAUGCAACAACUCCUUUUGAGGAAUACAAAGUGACACCUGUAGUUAGAGAUGCUGUGAUCACUUCCAAUGGAAAGCUUACUCCAAAGUUCGAAUAUAUUGCUAAACUGAGGGAAGUAUCAAGAUCUGCUCACAAAGUUUCCUCCGCAAAAAAGAUGGGGAAUAAAAAGGUGCUUUGCCUUGGCGCUGGCUACGUCUCUGCCCCUGUGGUGGAUUACUUAACCAGGGACCCCAAAGUGGAAGUCACUGUUGUCUCUCACCUGCGCAGUGAGGUGGAUGCCUUGGCUAGCAAGUUCAAGAAUUCUCACCCAGUACUGUGCGAUGUCAUGAACCACAAAGAAGAGCUUGAGAAACUAGUGUCCAGCCAUGACUUGGUGAUUAGCUUGCUACCCUAUGUCUACCAUCCAGAAGUUGCAAAAGUGUGCAUCAUGAACAAGAAGAACAUGGUGACAGCAAGCUACAUGAGUAAAGAGAUGACAGAUCUGGAGCAAAGUGCUGUGGAUGCAGGUAUCACAGUGGUCAACGAGGUUGGAGUGGACCCUGGCAUUGACCACAUGCUGGCCAUGGAGUGCUUUGAUAAUGUUACAGAAAAGGGAGGAAAGGUCGCAUCAUUUGUCUCCUGGUGUGGAGGCCUUCCUGCCCCAGAGUUAUCUGCCAAUCCCCUGAGGUACAGGUUCAGCUGGAGUCCCCGUGGGGUCCUCCUGAACACCAUCAGCGAGGCCAAAUACCUGCUGAAUGGAAAGACAGUAGAAAUCCAGCCAGGAGGAGAAUUGUUGCAGGCUGCCAUGCCCCUCUCUUUCCUGCCUGGCUUUAAUUUGGAAGGUUUCCCUAACAGGGAUUCCAUUGCUUACAAGGGUAUCUAUGGACUAGAUUCUCUGAGGACAAUACUGCGUGGAACUGUGCGAUACACGGGUUUCAGUAAUGCUGCUGCAGGAUUGGUCCAAAUUGGAUUGAUUGACACCACUCCUCAUCCAAGUCUCCACCCCCUAGGACCAGAAAUCACUUGGAGACAUCUGAUGUGUGAGCUGUGUGGUAAACCACAUGACAUUCUACUGGACAGUUUGCACAGUUUGAUCCUACAGAAGACAGGAGGAAGUGAGGCAAGACUUCAGGCCAUACAAGAGCUGGGUCUCUUAGAAGAUGAAGUUAUCGAUAAGAAGAACACUCCAUUGGACACACUUUCCCACUACCUGGCUCAAAGGUUGAAAUUUGAACGAGGAGAAAGAGAUGUCAUCAUAAUGCGACAUGAUGUUGGAAUAGAAUGGCCAGAUCUUACCAAGGAAGUCAAGCAAAUAGACCUGGUUGUGUAUGGAGAUCCGGAGGGUUACACAGCAAUGGCCAAGACAGUCGGCCUACCAACUGGAAUUGCUGCUAGGAUGAUACUAGAUGGUGAAAUCCAACAGAAGGGAAUGCUCCGUCCCCUAAACGUGAGCAUGUACAGACCAAUGCUCAAGAGACUGCAACAGGAAGGUAUUGUUGCCAGGGAAACCAGUAAAGUUGUCGACGGAGGAAGUAUGAAUGAUCUGCUGGCUUCUAGCUUCUCUUAGAUAUGACAUCAUUUAAGAUUCUUCUCCUUGGAGAUGAAUAAGACAGUUUUUUGGGUUUGGAAAUGUAGCAAGACAUUGAACUUUGAAAGGAGAAUAUAGAAGACCAUUUUGUAGAGUUAGGUUCUACCAGCAAUUUGUUUAUUUUGUCUUUAAUCAUUAAUUCAUGAUAACUAUAAAUGGAGAAGAUGUUGAGAUGUAUUUCUAGCCCUCAAGUAUAUUUAGCUUUUGCAAGUUUCACACCUUUAUAUCUCUACCAGUUGAGCAAAGUUUACACAUGGAUAUUAAUAUAACAAGAGAACAAGAUCUGAGUAAACCUGUUGGUAGUUACAUUUAAGAGUUAGCUUUAUAUUUAAAAAAAUAUCAUUAUUUUAUGGUGGUGGCAGCUACAUUUAUGAGAGAAAUCAUUUGAAAAAGAAAUCAUAAAGAAUUUGAAUGAAAUUGUUGGCAGGUUCAUUUGUAAUAUCUCAUUUUGGAACAAAAAUAAUGGAAAGCUAUUAAGUUUGCUUAUUUUAGUAUUUUGUCCAGCAACCCCAGAAUGCAAGAAACACAAAAUGUUACUAAAUACAAAGUAUAAAAAAUUGUAUCUCUAUAAACAAAGAUUUAUGAGGCCAAUGUAAAUUUUACUUUAUUUAUUAAACAAUGGGUUUUUAUUUGGUUUAAAAAUGUAUGUUCUUAUUAUUAGAACACAACUUUUUAUUUUACCAUUUCUGAGACAACUUCCCAAAGUUUUUACAUGUGUUAGCAAAUGUGUUGGAGAUCCACAUAAAAAUUCAUCUCUUGCCUUUUUUCUAUGAUUUAUAUACAUUAGCUUCUAGUCUCUCGAAAACACAGCUGCUUAUUUUAAAUGAACACAAUUAGAAAAUAAGAAUUUAAAAAAUAGGCUUGUUUUAAGAGAACAAAGGAUAAGUAAAGUUUAUUGUAGAAUAACAUGUCUGUAAGGAUAUGUUCCAAAAGCCAAAUAAGAUUACCAUUUUUAGAAAAGUACCAUGACAGACUGUAAAAAUAUUGUUGUAAGCAUAUAAGGUAAUAAACAUAUUACAGAAAAUGUUAGUAUUAUGGAUAUUGACCAGAGUGCUUUUAGAAAAUGCUAGUCAGAGUUGGUUUUAUUAUUGUGUAAGGUUUUUCUUAAAAAUAUUGCAAAAUACUUUUUUUAACAGAUUAGAACCUUAAUAAAAGUUUUGAGUUAUUUGCAAUGGUAAAAUUAUUGUACUUAAACUGCCCUUUUUUGCACUUUUAAUUUGCCUGUGGUCUUUAUAAAUGUUGAGCAGAUAAGUAACAACUUCUAAUAAAUAUUUUAUGUCAAUAACUGAUAACUUGAUAAGUAUUCCAGAAAUGUUACAAAAAUAGCAAGCCUGUCAUAUUUUUAGAAAGAUUUAUUGAUUUUUUUUUCUUUUUUAGAAUAUGAAGAAUAUUCAUAUGUGAAUAUCUGUAUAAUAUAUAUAUUUCUGAACAAUUAGCAAUUUAGUUGUGACUAAACAAAUUGUGUAUGAUCUGUUGUUUUUCUUGUGAUAUUUCUCUGUUUACAGAUAUUAAAUCAAGUUUUCAAUCCAAGACAAUUGUAGACAACAUUGUACAUAUUUGCAAAGAUCUGAAAAUGGCUCCUUUUUACAAUCAUUUACCAUGCACCAUUAGACAAUAGGAUAUUCUUGUCCGAUAUUGCUUUAAAUGUGACAUAAAUGUAUUAAUUACUUUGCCUUAACGAAGUACCUUGUUAAGAUUGUUAUUAUACUGCCCAUAUAAUACAAUGCAUACCGGUCACCAUUUUUAGAUACAAUAAGUAUAACAUAUCCAAGUAUUGCACAACUGAGAUUAUUGCUGUUACAAUUAACCUACUUGUUGCUUGAUAUUUUAUUCUCGUCACCUAUUAUAAUCUGAUGUGAUACUGCAAGGCAAUGAUGUACUUAAAGCAAUAAAGGAAGACUGUUUGAAAUGA
Molecule: messenger RNA, 5062 nt
Organism: Lingula anatina
Lineage: Eukaryota; Metazoa; Brachiopoda; Lingulata; Lingulida; Lingulidae
Product: alpha-aminoadipic semialdehyde synthase, mitochondrial
Cellular component (GO): cytoplasm
Molecular function (GO): saccharopine dehydrogenase activity
Source: RefSeq, a predicted model, not a curated record